GUGGUUCUCCGUAGCUGAGCUAGUGCUUGAACGAGGAUUUCGAAAUGGUGAAUGGAAUUUCCAGAGUCAGUUGGAGCUACUUCCUCUGCCUGUUCAUCUGACUGGCAAGGAAAAGGAAAAUGUCGCGAUUGCUCUGCAAUUUUUUUGGUCCUUUUGAUUGCUCAAGUCGGAGGAAUUUCUCUUCUGUCUUCUUCAGCUUUUCCUCCAUUAUAAUGCAAACUGAUCAUGUUCUGGUAGCAAAUUAGGCAAAAAAGGGAAAACUCGCCCAAUCUCCCUCUCCCAUUCUAAAUCUGAAGAUCAGAAGAGCUACCUGUCUUCAGAAAACCUACCAUAUGAACAUUCAAUGCUUCCUGAAGUUAGCCAAAAUCGAGCUCACGCAUUCAGCUGAUAUAACUGAGUGGAGGCUAUGAUUAUUAAUUAUUCUAAUUGUUGUAUUUAUUUGGUGAGAAAGUGCUCUGGGAUUUCUGUUACUCUUACGAUUUUUUUUAAAAAAUCUUAUUUAAAUAUAUAUUUUAUGUUAAACACCCGCAGUUUUGUAAAGAUGAAUAGAUGAGCAGCUGCUUUGCCCUUUGUUUACGCUUCGAUAGCAAGGUUGGGUGGUUCAAUACCUCCCUCGCUUUUCUCCCGUGGUGUCUCCAUGAUAUUACCUUUGUUUCCGCAAUGAUGCCUGCUAUCAUGAUGAGAAAAGAAAUAGUGGCACUGUUUGACUAUUGGGUGCAUCUUAAAGCUUGACCCCUUGCCUAAGAUCCUUCUUCUAUGUAUUGAAAUUAGCUUUUCAUCCAUCAAUUUCGGCAUCCCACCGCCUUUUCUUUUAUUCCCUUCGACUCUUCAGUUUCGGCAUCUCGGUGCUUCCAUUUGUCUCUGUUAUUAAUCACAUGAACUUGAGUUCUCUCUCUGUUGCUCGAAAUGCUCUUGACAUGUUGCAGAGACUGCAAUAAUUGAGGAAAUCUGAAAACUCAUAAACUGAGAAAGAGUGCCACAUUAGCCUCUGACUCUGGUUCCUUCAGUAGUGGCGUAACAGACAAAGAUUCGCUCAUGUUGGACUUAGGGCAAAGAUCAUCGAGACGACCUGCUGGAACUCCGAUCAAGCACUUGCUGGCAAAGGAGAUGUCCCAGGAGAGUGAAUCUAGACGACGGUCACAGAGUGUCAUCGCAAGAUUAAUGGGCCUUGAGGGGCCGCCACCUCCACAACCUGCUCAGAAACCACAAAGGAGGUGCUCUCAAGAGCAUCGGCUUACGGCCAAGGUAGAGAAGGUUGAAAGAAGUAGCCCUUUUUCCAGUCGCCGAUCAUCGAGGAGAAGCUCCCAGGAGGAACAAGAAUUUAAAGAUGUAUUUGAAGUUGUAGAAGCUCCGAAGGUUGAGAAAAGUACUUACCGGUCCCCGGGGACUGCGAGGUCUAAUAUAACCUCAGAGGAAAUGGCAUUCAUCAGGCAGAAAUUCGUGGAGGCGAAGCGGCUGUCUACUGAUGAUAAACUUCAGGACUCGAAGGAAUUCCAUGAUGCGAUUGAGGUGCUUGACUCCAACAGAGAUCUCCUGCUGAAGUUCCUUCAGCAGCCAGAUUCUUUGUUUACAAAGCACAUGAAUGAUCUGGAAGUUGCUCCUUUUCAGUCCCAUUUCAGCCACAUUUCAACUGCUAAAUCAUCAAAAGCUCACGCAUGUGAACCAAAUUAUCAUGGAUUGAAAUCAGGAAGAGAGAAAUUGCCAAGAAAGUCAAGGAAAUCUUCUGAUAAGCAUAAAAACAAUUUGCCUGGUCACCAGAAUUGUGGUUCUCCUGAUACCCUGAAACCAGCGAAGUUGGAAGGAAGAAAGGACUCUGAUAUUGUUCCUACGAGGAUUGUUGUCCUAAAGCCCAACCUCGGUAAGGUUUAUCACUCUACCAAAAGCCCUUCAUCACCCCCUUCACAUUCUCUCCUGUCAGAUAGUAGCAGUCUCGAAGAUUUCCCAAGUUUUAGAUCCAAAGAUAUGGAGCAGAUUCGGAGGAAAAAGUUGAAUGGCGAUGUGGAUUUGAAGCUCCAGUUGGAAGGGUCUCGAGCAAUUGCCAAAGAAAUAAGUAUGAAAAUGAAAGAUGAAUAUGAUUCUGGCUCCCCAAGUAUUUUGCCCUUGAAGAUCAGUGAAUAUGGGGACGAUAGCUCGUCUACUGUCUCUAUGAACGACUCUGCAAAUGAAUCUGAUAUAACUAUAUUGACUUCAACGAAGUCUUCUGACUGGAAUAACCGAUGCAAACAUGCAUCUUGUUCGACCGAAUCUUCUGUGACUAGGGAGGCUAAGAGAAGGCUCUCAAGGCGGUGGAAAAUGACUCACAAGUCUGAGGAUAUGGGUGAACUCAGCAGGGGUAGCACUUUGGCUGAUAUGCUCGCCACUGACCGUGAUGCAAGAAGUCCAGACGCAGAUUGCCACAACGGUCGAAAAGCAUUUGCUAGUAAUGAUUUGUCUGGUGCUUUGGUUGAGCCUCUGGGUAUUAGCAGCAGAGAUGGCUGGAAAGAUGUGUGCGUGAAUAACUUGUCAAGAUCAAGAUCUGUUCCUUCUUCAUCAAACUUUUCUGGCAGUCCUAGAGCAAACAUGAGCUGCGAAGCUCCUCGCAAUUGUAGGUAUACAAUACCUAGGGAGACAAUAAAGUGGGAAAAGAAUAAGAAAAUAAUCGGGCAUGCUGAUUCAAGGGAUGCUUUAGCUCCUAGAAAGUUGAGAUCCCGGCAGAGUGAGCGUCACCCUCGCCGCUUUAUAAGAGGAGAGACAAGCAGUGCGUCAGAAGAAUUUCAUCCGAGGCAGAAUCAACCAAAACCUGGUCUCAUGGAGAUGGGUGCAUUAUGGCUAAGUCCUGUAUUUUCUGAAUCAUCGGCUAGCAUUGUCCAUGACGAUCUGGCCGUAGAACAUGUGAAUAAAUUCUCUCCAGCAGAAGCUUUAUGUCCCCAGCUGUCCACUCCUUUCUUGAACUCCUCGUGCAGUGACAGAGAUGAUCAGGUAUCAAAGGAACCAUUGGAUGGGUCAUCUAAAGAAAUUCCUGAUACCUUGCAUCGUCCUGUACCUGAACUGCAGUCUCCUGCAAGCUCCAAGGAGGCUGAUCAGCCCAGUCCGGUUUCAACUCUGGAAGCUCCUUUUACAGAUGAUCCUUCAUCUGGGUCCGAGUGUUUUGAGAGUCUAAGUGCUGAUCUCCAUGGGCUUCGCAUGCAACUUCAGCUACUCAAGCUCGAGUCUGAAGCAUAUGGGGAGGGGAAUGCACUAAUCUCUAGUGAUGAAGAUGUAGGGGAAGGGCCAUUUGGCACAUCAGAGGACAGGGCGGCGCAUAAAACUAAAGGGAGCUGGGAAUCCUCGUAUGUCACAGACAUCUUAGUCCGUUCAGGAUACGUCGAUUAUGACCCCGACACCUUCGUAUCAAAGCUUCAUUCUCUUAAGUCCCCUGUCGAUCCCUCGAUGUUUGAAGAGCUCGAGAAAUCACACUCUAGUGAAAGUUCCUCGAGGCCUGAGAGGAGGCUACUCUUCGAUCGGUUAAAUUCUGGAUUGAACGAGAUUUACCAGCAGCUGACUGACCCACACCCUUGGGCGAUGGCCAUGAGACCGGCUCUGGGGUUCAAGCUGAGCAGGGACGGGCUUCUCGAUGGGCUGUGCAGAUCAUUGGUGGGCCGAGACAAGAAAGCGAAUAAAGGUACGCUAGACAGGGUUUUAAUUAGCGAGUCACAGUGGCUGAAUUUGGGAGAUGAUUACGAUAUCAUAGGGAAGGAAAUCGAGAGGCUGUUGGUAGAUGAUAUACUAGCAGAGGUAGUCGUAGAGCUUAUAUAGAAAUAUUCUCCUGUUUAAUAGCUACUUACUAGUAGGUUAAUUUGCAGCCGAUGAUGUUAAGUACUACACGGAUGAAGUGAUGGGAAAUGAUCAUUUCACGAUGAAGUUAAAUAAUACUACGAGUAUAAUAAUUCAGUCUUAA
Messenger RNA from Punica granatum (pomegranate), 3916 nucleotides. Lineage: Eukaryota; Viridiplantae; Streptophyta; Magnoliopsida; Myrtales; Lythraceae. The record is from RefSeq and is a predicted model, not a curated record.